Molecule: messenger RNA, 4249 nt
Organism: Rana temporaria (common frog)
Lineage: Eukaryota; Metazoa; Chordata; Amphibia; Anura; Ranidae
Gene: ATF3
Product: activating transcription factor 3
Exons: 4
Coding region: 37-783 (248 amino acids)
Biological process (GO): regulation of transcription by RNA polymerase II
Cellular component (GO): nucleus
Molecular function (GO): DNA-binding transcription factor activity, RNA polymerase II-specific; RNA polymerase II cis-regulatory region sequence-specific DNA binding
Source: RefSeq, a predicted model, not a curated record
UUGCAUCACCAGCGAGCGCUAUUCUUAUUCCUAUUCAUGACGUCAGCGGACAAAUCACAUUCCAGAACGGCCCCUCCACUAUAUAAAGAGGUGAUGCAACUCCGAGAGAGGGAAAGAAAGAGAGUGAGAGGGGAGCGGAGCGGGCAGAGUGCGGGCAGCUCGGAGCCGACCCUUUGUCUGGCAUUCUUCCCUUAUAGUGCAGCUCUGACAGGCGGCAGAAAAAUGAUGCUCCAACACCCAGGACAAGGUUCAGCUGUGGAAGUCAGCGCAACCGCCAUUGUCCCAUGCCUGUCUCCAACGAUGACAUUUGCAUUUGAAGACUUCACCAACUUGACGCCUCUUGUUAAAGAAGAACUGAGGUUCACCAUCCAAAACAAGCGGAUCCGCGCACCUUGCACAUUGGACAGCGUCGUGGUCGCAGAAAGGCCCAUAGAAAUGACAAUGGCUAAGACAGAGUUUGUGCCAGAAGAAGAUGAUAGGAAGAAGAGGAGAAGAGAGAGGAACAAGGUCGCAGCUGCAAAGUGUCGAAAUAAAAAGAAGGAGAAAACAGAAUGCUUGCAGAAGGAAUCAGAGAAACUGGAAACUAUCAAUGCCGAACUGAAAGCCCAAAUUGAGGAACUAAAGAACGAGAAGCAGCAUCUUAUCUACAUGUUGAACCUCCACCGACCCACCUGUAUUGUGCGAGCACAGAACGGGCGGACCCCGGAGGAUGAACGUAAACUCUUCAUUCAACAAAUCAAAGAAAGCACCCUGCAGAACUUAGUGACGGAGGGUGUGAACUGAGCACCUGUGUGCUGGACUUCAAAAUAAACUUGCUGCGGCCCUAUGGGAAGCUCAGGGCAUCAAACGUGGAAUCUUUACCAGGAAAAGUCUACAUCAGAUGUCUCUGGUUAGAAAGUGGAAGGAUGUACCCUUUAUAGGAUACUGUGAGCUCCUUCCAUUUAAUGGUGGCUUGGAAUCUCCAACAAAAGGAGAAUGUACUUUACCUUUAGGAGUUAUUACCAGGUUCUAUUCACUAGCCGAUUGCUGCUUCCUCCUUCAGCAGUCUGAUUUGCCUUUUUUACACUUUGUGCAAUCAAUUUUUUUUCUUAACAGAAACAAAAAGAAAGAACAUUUCAGUGUUUUUGGGGGUGAUAACAUUAUCAAUAAUGGUAUGUCACCAAUAAUGUUUCUGUUCACAUCCACGGAAGUAUUUUGAGAAAAUGGAAACACAAUGAACUGCCUUAACUGAUCUAUUUGGAGACAAAGAAUAUUUUGCUUGUUUCCUGCUAUUUAUUUUUUUAUGAAAGUCAUUUUGCUUUCACCCUCGUUAAUUGUCAAUGUUGUAUUUGUUUUCUGCAAGAUCACAACUUUGGGCACUAAAGGUUUCUUUAAGUGUAUCUACAGCUUAGAUCUACUCAAGGCAACCAUUUCCAAAGGUGGACUAAUAAUAUUGAGAGCUUGGUAAGCUGACUAAGACAUGUGGAGCAAUAGUAAGCCCUCCGGGGUCACAGGGAAUGAUGGGGUUUAUCAUUCUGAAUAUUGGUAUACAUUUCAAAAUGAGUUCUGUUAGGGUAUGUGAUUUAAAAGUACAUUGGAAUCAUAUCACUUUCAGCCCUUUCUAGGCUAGUAGUAAAGGCCAACUUCUCAUAACAAAAAAUGUUUUUGCUGUUACUGGCAAGCUAAGUAAUUUACUGGCUUAUUUUUGGAUACUUUCGUUGGAAAAUAUUUCAAAUGAAGUAACCAGUUCCCCUCAAAUGAUAGACACAUUUCUCCACUAGAGUCCAGGAGAUGUAAAAAGCCAGAUGAGGAUUUAACUAAAUAAUACCCACUCUUAGAAAUUUAAUAUUUUUAGUUGAAGUUGGUCUCCAUUGACUAGAACUGAAAUCAUUUAGGUUGGAGUUAGCCUCCAUUGACUAGAACCAAAAUCAUUUAGGUUGGAGUUGGCCUUCAUUGACUAGAACUGAAACAAUUUAGGUUGGAGUUGGUCUCCAUUGACUAGAACUGAAAUCAUUUGGGUUGGAGUUGGUCUCCAUUGACUAGAACUGAAAUAAUUUAGGUUGGAGUUAGCCUCCAUUGACUAGAACCAAAAUCAUUUAGGUUGGAGCUGGCCUUCAUUGACUAGAACUGAAACAAUUUAGGUUGGAGUUGGUCUCCGUUGACUAGAACUGAAAUCAUUUGGGUUGGCGUUGGUCUCCAUUAACUAGAACUGAAAUCAUUUUAUUUGGACUUGGCCUCCAUUGACUAGAACUGAAAUAAUUUAGGUUGGAGUUGGUCUCCAUUGACUAGAACUGAAAUCAUUUAGGUUGGAGUUGGCCUCCAUUGACUAGAACUGAAAUCAUUUAGGAUGGAGUUGGUCUCCAUUGACUAGAACUGAAAUCAUUUUAUUUGGAGUUGGCCUCCAUUGACUAGAACUCAAAUAAUUUAGGUUGGAGUUGGCCUCCAUUGACUAGAACUCAAAUAAUUCCAUUUGGAGUUGGCCUCUGUUGACUCUAUAUUAUGUCAUAAAGAUCCACCAGGGCUGACUGUGAAAAGGUAAACACACGGCUGUUGUCCUUUUUUUUUUUUUUACUUACGAAACACAGGACUUAAAUGGUUCCUUCUGACAAUGCCUUCGCUCUUCUUUGCUUAAGGUUUCAUAAUUGUCUUCAGUGCGUUGUAAAGAUGCAGGCAGACUAUAUCUGGUGGUUAACUGUUAAAGAAUUGAAAAUGCUGAGAGAAUUAAUCCAAAAAAUGUGUAGCCAUGGAAGUUGUGUUGUCUGUGGACUCUUGUGUUGUUAUACAAUGCAUUGAAGUCCACUUCUUAGUCAUUUUCUCAAUUUCUCAUCAUUCCCAGCAUUUGACCCACUUUGAUAAACAUGGUCACGCAAACGUACUAAAAAUAAUUUCUUAUUGGUUGGUAUGGAUUACCAGUGCUUAAUUAUUUUUUUCCCUGAAGAAGCAAUGAUGUGCAGAGUGUAGCGAUACCAACCAACCAAUCACAUGGCAGUUUACAGUGAUCCUGUCAUGUAUACACAAUGAUCAGGCUGUAAAAGAACCAAACUUACUUUUCCAGAAGCCUAUGUGUUAAAAAGUGGCCUUCCCGAUGCUCCUUGCCUGGUUGCUGCAUAUAUUUCACUCUUGGGGGUGUGUAGAAUACAUUCUCCCCUUCAGCACGUGUAGUUCAUCCCCUCAGAUUAUAAAUAGCUGUAGGAUGUGCAAUCUGGUGGAAGAAUCCACAGCGUGCAAAGGGGGUGACCGGUAAUCGAUACACCUGAUGGGGCAAAUACAAGUGCAGGUGUGCAUUUUUACACACAGGCCACUAGAAAGUGAAGAGCCAGACCCUGUGGUGAUGGGGUUACUUUAAGUAUUGACGAAACAUGCGCUGUGUCUGCAGAUUUAUUACUUUCACUCUGCAUUCGUAAGCAAGAAGACCUCCACAUAUGUGCAUGCAUCAGCAGCCUAUGUGUUAGUCACCCGUAUACAACCGCACCACAUCUUCACUUCUUUGCUCCAUUAUCUUGUGUUUUUAUUACCAUGCAUAAUAGUAAAAUCACCUUAGCAUUAAUUAAUGUGAUUACAGUACCGUGUCACGAUCGUGCUCACGUGUGACUUUCUGAUGUGCAAGAGAAACCUGCAAUAGAAACUGACUGAUUUUUUUAUUUUUUUUGGAUAGGGCAGACCUCUAAAUACUUUGCUAGAUGAGGCCCCUUAAUGCAAUACAAAAAUAAAAAAGUAUUAAACACUUCAGAUUACAGCUUAGUAUAGCUUGAUGGCAAUUACAAAAGCUGCACAGACUAGAAUUACAGGCUUUGUCUUUUUUUUUUCCGGCGGGUACCAGUCUAAGGAGUGGAAUGCUGAGACUUGUAGUGCCCCGCUGGCACAUAACCUGAUGUACAAUAAUAUACAAAAUACCAAUAUUUGCACCAGUUAGCUGGAGUACAGUAUUUGAUAUUCUAUGGCUAGGUUCACAUUAUCGUGGGUCACAAAAUCCGGCACAUUCCUGACCUGCAAGCAUUAUGUGCUGCUCUUUAGCAGACGUGCAGGGGUGCCAUUUAUUCUUAAUCACCCCCCCACGCAUCGAAAACAUGGUGCAUGUUUGCGGGUACCAAACUUAACGGUGUUGCAGCACCAUGAGGCUCGAUGUGCAGCGAUUUAAGGACUUAUUUUACUGCAUUUCUGAUAGAAGGGCAGCCCAUUUAAAUAAAUAGGCUGCCUACACGCAGAUUACAAGAAUGUGAACCAAGCCUAAGAGCCGGUUCACACUCCCGUGGCGCGAUUUCGGGGGGCG